UAUUUGCUUCGGCAAUCCACAGAAUUUCGGAAUAUAUUUUCUUUGUAGAAAUAAUUCCUGUUCGUGAGGGAAUUACGCAUGUGAUACUUUGCCUGCAAACAGUGCUCAAAUCUUCUGUAACGCGCACGAGUGUUGGACUCGUCGACGCUGUGUGCUGACAACAUAAGUAAAUCUGCAUUUAAACCAGCGACCUGUCUGCGUCUGUAGAGCAGUUACAGCAUGAAGCGUUGAACGUUAACGAGGAGCCGUAAGCAUGCGCAGCGAGGACGACGGGGACGCCGUUUCCGUAGCGUCCUGCAAUCCCGAUGCCGACGAUUGUGUAACAGAGGAUGGCUCACCGUCAAGCCAUGACGCCGAACUCGUUUCACAGUUCGGAUCAUUGCUGACUAGUAAAGCUAACCCAGGGGAUGCCUCAUCUUCAGAUCUUUCCCUCAUUGAGCGGCUAGUGCUUGCUCCGAAAACGGUAUGCCUGUUGGGUGACCUGAGCUGCGAAAAUAUCCCACCGUGCUUGAAACUGUUGGAUUUACCUGUGGUUGAAAAUUUGCUCGUGGAAGGUAAACUCCCGCCAGAUUCUUCCGGUGUGCUCUUGUUCGUUACGAGCGAAUGGGAAUCCUGCGCCGUUUCAUACCUCGGUGACCUCAUGAUUGAACAGUCGAAUGCUAUCCAAGGAGGAAACUGCACCAAGUUGCUGGAGCAUCCUGGUGUUGUUCGCUUAGUUUCAUUAGGAGUAAUAGCCUCUCUAGCAGAAACAUCCUCUCGAGAUGAAAUUCUGAAAGAAGUCAUGAGUUUUAAAAGACCAGUGAUGUCUCUUGCUCUUUUACGAGCGCGAUUUGCUUUUACUGGAUUCACGAGUAAGGACUACGUGCGGUAUUUAACGAAACUUGUCCAUCGAAUGGGUGGAAGUGUUAUGCAAGACACUGACAGCACCACGACGCAUCUUGUUGCGAAAAAGGCCUGUGGAAUGAAGUACGCAUAUUGCAAGAUUUACAAUGUUCCGGUGAUGAAAAAGGCGUGGAUUGAAGACUUAUGGGAGGCUGGAAAAAUGGGGAACGAAAAAAGUGUAGAAGUUGAGCAGUAUAUUUGCCCGCUUUUCCACGAACUCCGUGUUGGAUUCUGUGGAUUCAGUCAGGACAAACUUGCUGAAAUCAAAGCUUGUUUGGAGAAGAACGGAGGAAAAAUGGUUCGGCACGAUGCUGAUCGCGUCGACUUUUUGGGCAAGUAUUUCUCAUUUUAUGGUGUUCAGCACUCAUUGUCGGCAGUAUUCGUGAAUGAAGCAACAAUGAUGGAUGGGGCACUUCCUCACGGAAUGAACCCUAAAGCUGUGCUGGUGACAGAAUCCUGGUUUUGGGAAUCGAUGCUUAGAGGCACUGUUCUGAUGGAUGAAUAUCGCUUCAAACCUUUGCGCCCAGACAUGAGUUGCAAAUCGCCGUCUGUUGAAUCCAACCGAAGUAGUGACGCUGGUAACGUGACCAUAGGCUCAUUAACUGGUGAACGGGUUUCCAAAGUACGUCGCAGAAGUUUUCUGAAUCUGAAAGGUGAAAAGCGGAAGAAAGAUGACUCCCUGGGCAGAAGUCCUCGAAUGGAAAUCAGCUCAGAUGCUGAUGGAUCUUCAGGGAAUCACGACGACGGGAAAUCCAAGGACGGCGACGGAGGCAUGAUGAUCGACGUUUUCCCGCCGGGAAAGCGGUCAAUCAUGAAUGGCGAUCAAUCCGUUGCCUCUGUUGGUGACAUUGACCUCACUUCCGAGAGUCUCGGAUCCUUGGAUCAAUCCGGUAUGAUGCACGGUUUGGACGGUCCGACGACGUCUCAGUCAGCAUUGCCUCGUGCUCCAACUGCCCGUCGUCAAGUUUUCUGUGAACUCAUUCAAACGGAGAGGAACUAUGUCAUGGUUUUGGACUUGAUCAUGAAAGCUGGCACCGACUGGAAGCAACAGCAGCGGGACCCGAGACAGAGUUCGGCGAAAAAGCCGGGAUUAGCGUCAUUUGUGAGUCAUCACAACACGUCCACGGAUUCUGUGGGAUUGUUGAAUGCGUCUCAAGCGUCUGUGAGACACGGCGCGAGUUCUCCUCCUCCGAAUGCAUCCGUCACCCUGGAAGUCAUUCAAGAUAUUUCGAGAUUAUCUCCUGCCCCACCUCACAGGGCAUCUGACGCCAUGCCCGAGACCCCUGGAGAACAAACCUUCGAUUCUAGAAUCCUGGAUAAAUUACUAGCCAAUGUGAUCCCGUUGCAAAAGAUCCACGGGCGAUUGUUGAUCGCCCUCCAAAGGCUGGAUGUGACAUGGGACGAAAACGCUCGCGUGGGAGCGGCUAUAGUGGAAGAACUCGGUCGUGACGACGUGAUUCGUGCCUACAAAGCGUACAUCAAGGACGUGGACGUGCAGAAAAGUCAACUGCGAGGACUGGCUGACAAGUACCCCCGGUUUCAUGCGUACUUGCGAGCCAUCGCGUUGAAACCAGAGUAUAAACGUCAGAGUUUGGACGAACUGCUCAUCAGACCCGUUCAGCGAUUGCCGUCCAUGAUGCUGUUGCUCAAGGACUUGAGGAAACGAACCCCGGCAGGGUUGAGUGACCAUACGGAAUUGAACAAGGCGCUGGAGAUUGUGGACAUGACGACUAGUAGGAUCAAUGAAGAGCGGCGGAUAUUUGAUCAGCAGAAGGAGAUUUUGUUGAAGAUGUACGAGAUUCAAGAUUGUCCGCCGGAUUUGUUGUCGUGGAGCGCGGGGCGAAGUUUAAUUGCCGAUUAUGACGUCGUAGACUUGAAUUGUUCGACAAGUGCCAAAAGAGGGGCGCCGCUCGUGCUUUUCUUCUUCACAGAUGUUUUGCUGAUUUGCAAGCGGAGAGUCGGACGAACGGGCGCCGGCGGGAUGAUCAGGUCCAGCCCGAGCGUGGCGAGUCUUCAGGGCGACUCGGACGCCUCUCACCUGCAGCACCACGCGGGCCAGCGUCCUUACAAGUUCCUCUGCUGCCUCGAGCUGCGCUACGUCAAGGCCCUCGUGGACCUGCGCUACGCUGGCCGCGACGUCGACCUCUCCGCCAUCGUGCAAGACGGCAGUUUCGGACUCUGCAUCCAGCGAGACGGCGAGCUGGGCCAGACCAAUUACGCAUUCCACGUGCUGAGAGCCGGGGCGUCGUCGUUGGGUGCAGCGGCGUCGUUGCCGUCGUCGUCGUCGUGUUCAAUGUCGGCGCCGUCGUCGGCCGCGGCGUCUGCCAUGAGUUCGCCGUGCGGCGGCGGCGGCAAGAAGGAGAAUGGAGGAUUGGCGGCGUCGGCGAGUUUGUGCGGGUCGACGUUGAGUUUGUCGGAGAUUGCCGUGAAGGCGGACGGGAGUCCGAAGCAGGACCUGCUUCGGUUGCUCACGGACAAUGUUGUGCGGCAGACUUUCCAAGAUCCGGUCGCGGGAGUAGAAUUUAUGAUUGUCCGUAAUGAAAUCACAGAAGGGACCGAGUGUGAUAUAUGGGUUGGACGAACCUGGUAG
This is a messenger RNA of Notodromas monacha, 3472 nucleotides long. NCBI's taxonomy places the organism in Eukaryota, Metazoa, Arthropoda, Ostracoda, Podocopida, Cyprididae. The record is from the annotation of a GenBank genome assembly.